AGCAAGUGCUGGGGACCUGGGCUGAGCACACCCUCCCGGCUCUGCCUACGGAGUAUCUGCAGCCUCAUGUAGUGCCUUCAGGAGACUGAGGGCUGGUUCUUCUGGGGGUGCAGCAGGGGAGGGGUGGGGGGAGAAAGAGGCGAGAGGCUCUGCCUCUUGGUCCCCGAGCUCUGCGCUCCCAGCCAGUGGCCUCCUGUCCGCCCGAGAGCCUGGGCUGGGGGAUAAGAUGAGCGAAAGGAGAAGAUCGGCGGUGGCCCUCAGCUCCCGAGCGCACGCUUUCUCGGUAGAAGCCUUGAUUGGGACAAAUAAAAAGAGGAAACUGCGAGACUGGGAGGACAAGGGGCUGGAUUUGUCCAUGGAAAGCCUCAGCCCCAACGGCCAGCUAGGGGACAAUGAAGACCCGACUCAGUGCCUGGACCUCAACCCCGACUCAGAGCAGAGCACGGGGUCAGACACAGAAGUGCUGGCAGAAAGGACAUCCUGCUCAUUUGGCUCCCAUUCUGACCUUGCAUCUAGUGGCUCAGGCCCUCAGCCUCCUCCACCUUCAUCCAUGGAAGAGAUCCAGGUAGAGCUGCAGUGUGCUGAUCUCUGGAAGAGAUUUCAUGACAUUGGGACAGAGAUGAUCAUCACAAAAGCAGGCAGGAGGAUGUUUCCAGCCAUGAGAGUGAAAAUUACUGGCCUGGAUCCCCACCAGCAGUAUUAUAUUGCCAUGGACAUUGUGCCUGUGGAUAACAAGAGAUACAGGUAUGUGUAUCACAGUUCCAAGUGGAUGGUGGCUGGCAAUGCUGACUCCCCAGUGCCCCCGAGGGUUUACAUCCACCCUGACUCACUGGCUUCUGGAGACACCUGGAUGAGGCAGGUGGUCAGUUUUGACAAGCUCAAGCUGACCAACAACGAACUUGAUGAUCAAGGCCAUAUAAUUUUACAUUCAAUGCAUAAGUACCAGCCCCGUGUUCAUGUCAUCCGCAAGGAUUUCAGCAGUGAUCUUUCUCCUACAAAGCCAGUUCCUUCAGGAGAUGGGGUGAAAACCUUCAACUUCCCUGAGACUGUCUUUACCACAGUGACAGCUUACCAAAAUCAACAGAUCACCAGAUUAAAAAUUGACAGAAACCCCUUUGCUAAAGGUUUCAGAGAUUCUGGAAGAAAUAGGACGGGGCUGGAGGCCAUUAUGGAGACUUAUGCCUUCUGGAGGCCCCCCGUGCGCACCCUCACCUUCGAAGACUUCACUACUAUGCAGAAGCAGCAAGGAGGCAGCACAGGCACCUCCCCGACCACCUCCAGCACAGGGACCCCGUCCCCCUCUGCUUCCUCCCACCUUCUCUCUCCAUCCUGCUCCCCUCCAGCCUUUCAUUUGGCCCCCAACACUUUCAACGUUGGCUGCCGGGAGAGUCAGCUUUGCAACCUUAACCUGUCUGAUUAUCCUCCCUGUGCCAGAAGCAACAUGGCUGCUUUGCAGAGCUACCCAGGGCUGAGUGAUGGCAGCUACAAUCGGCUGCAGAGCAGCACUGCUUCUGCCUCACAGCCCUCCGAAACCUUCAUGCCUCAGAGGACUCCAUCCUUGAUCUCAGGAAUGCCAGCUCCUUCCUCCCUGCCCACCAACAGCAAGAUGGAGCCGUACAGCAGCCAGCUGGGGUCCUUCUCCAGCUCCCAGUUUCAGUAUGUCAUGCAAGCAGGCAACCCUGCCUCCACCUCCUCCUCUUCACACAUGUUUGGUGGAGGCCACAUGCAGCAGAGCUCCUACAAUGCCUUCUCCCUGCACAAUCCCUACAACCUCUAUGGAUAUAAUUUCCCUGCUUCCCCCAGGCUGGCGGCAAGCCCGGAGAAACUCACCACGUCCCAAAGCACUUUACUCUGCUCUUCCCCAUCCAGUGGGGCCUUUGGAGAGAGGCAAUACCUUUCCACGGGGAUGGAUCACGGGAUGCACAUGAUCAGCCCUCCCUCCGGCAACCAGCAGACAGCCAACACCUGUGACAACAGACAGUACGGUGCAGUUCAGGGCUCUUCCUCACAGAUGUCUGUGCACAUGGUCUAACAAGAUGUGUGUCUACUUGGCCUCGAAGGCAGUCGGACCUUCAUCAUUUCCAGGGGUAAACCCAUCCCAGUACCUUUUUGCCUUCAAACUUAUAGUGGAACUAGUAUUGUAACGAUAAAUAAGAACACAAGCCAUCUAGGUAUGCGCCACAGGACAUUGUGGAAAGCCUCGACUGACAGUCAUUGCAGCUUUUUGUAGCCCAGAGCUUCCAGACCUGGCACAGAGUGUCUGCUCUUUCUGGACAUUGCAGAGAGAAGGACAUGACUUUAACAGUAAGCUGGAGAGAAGCAGCUGAAUAUAUGGUUUUUACAUUAACUCUCAGCUUGUGUGAACUCUCAGCAUGGAGGGAGCUGUGCCCCUGUGCUGUCUUCUCCAGGUGCUGAAGAAAGGCAGUCUCCUAAAGCUUCAUCCAUUGAAGCUGCGCUGCCCAUAGCUUUAAAGACUGCCCCAUCUCCAGGCCAUUACUCACUGCUGGAGCGGCUCAGCCCAUUUCUGUGGCCAACAGUGGCCCCUGGCUCCUCCUUCCAUUGUAGUACAGGAAUGGUGCUACUGGGCUGGAGCUUCUCCUUCCAAAGUUGUUCACCAUGACUCUGCCUUACAAGCAUUUUCUUUGUGAGGGUCGAGUUUACCAGCAGCCAGCCUGCAGGCGGAGAUGGGAGAGAGAGAGAAGAAAGAAAAGUUUUAACCUACAAGUGAGACUCGGACACAAGCAGGAACUGAUCUUCAGAAAGAUGCAUGGGGGAGAAGGGGCUAAGCUCCCGUUGAUGUGAUCGGAAGUAAUGCACCCAAACCGAAAGGAUUACAGCCAUUGUGGGGAAUGUGUGUCCUGUAGCAGUCAACCCCAUGGCAGGAAACUGUCCAGACUGAGCUCAUGGGAAGAGCAAUGUGAAAAGUGAGCUCUGCUCCACAGAAAUGCAGCCAGCCUUCCUCAACCGUGCAUGCAAGAGUUGCCAUAGAAAACCAUUAGCAUUUCAGUAACAGUAAGGUCAAGUAUUUGCCAGCCUCCUGCCUGCCACAUGACCUCUGUUUAGCCAAAUAGAUCAUUGCCUUUUGACAUCUUUAUUUUCUGUUUGUUUUCUUCUCUUUUUUUUUUCUUCAAAUACUUUAAAAAUAAGAAACCAAUUGUAGCUUGGUGCAACCAAUGCAUUUAAGUUGUGUGAAAAUGCAAAUACCAAGUAACAGAAUACAGAUAUUAUUGAGAUUUGUUUUGAGGUGUUGUAGAUAAAUGUAUUUAUAUGCCUAGUGGGGUAUUCAAUAUUAUGAAUAUAAAAGAGGGCAAUAAAAAUGGUAUGUAAAAUAUGUAUGAAGAAAAAGGUGUAUAAAGAUUUGCCCUAUGCACGGAACUCUGUUUCUAAGUGCCAAGCACAGAAUGCGCUAAAUAAAUCUUUGUAAUUGUUCCCUUUGUGUUUUUCUCUGUCUGUCAGGCUUCCUCAGUGGUCUUCUAGAGACAUUUUCAAAAUGCCACCAUGUGAGUUUGCACAACAGAGGAAAUGAAGACAUGAUACUGAAUUGCGAAGUCCAGGCAAUAUUACAAUAAAAAUAGAAAUUCUGUCCUCUCACAAAAUUUUAAAAAUAGAGUGCUUGGGAUCUGUAAAGUGCCUGCCUUCGCAUGAAGGGUGUCUGACGGACAGCUAGAGUUCUUAUUUUGAUUGUUAAAAUCUAAUAAAAUGCUCUUCAGAAUAAAUUCUCACAGUCCAUAUAGAAGGUAAUACUUACGAAUAACAGCAUAAUUUGUUUCUCAUUUUUCAAUGCCAUUUUGGGGUAUGUGUCAGGUUUUGAUUUGCACUACAUUUCUAAUAUGAGAUUGAGACAUUAAUACUGAAAGCAGUGGGGAAGCUGAAGCUCCCCCAGGCCUGGCUGUAAGUUAUGGCUGCUGAGUUUACAGCUUUCCUUGUGUCAAUAAACUUUUUUUUUUUUUUUCUUUUCUGAAUUGAAAAAACACCAGGAAGGUAAGAAAGACCUUGAAAAAUAAAUUCUGCUAACAAUUCUUAAUUUUUAUUUUUACAGGAGAAGAUAAAUAUGCCAAUACCAUUCCCAGUUCUGUGUCUAGCCUGUCCGACCGUAUUCUAGCUUUUACUACAUCUAGCUUCUGACAGGUUUGGAGGGACUACGGACAGGAGAAAUUCUGUCCCUCCCCUUAUUAUCUCCUGUUUAACCCUAGUAAUUAAUUCUUGGUUUAUUCCUGAAACGGGGAGUUUUGUAGCCUUUCUAAUGUCCUUUCAGAAUCUUUCAGAAAAACUCCUCAAACUGUGCUUUGAUGUUUGCCAUGGUUUUGGGUUUUACUCCAUUCCAUGGCAACAAUUUCUACAGAUUAAUUAUAUGUUCUAUGAACCAGUAUUUCCUUCUGCGGACUAUUUGAAUUAGAUUGCUCUUUCUUAUUUAUUCAAUUUAUUUCCUCAGUGAGUCUGUAUUUCAGCUAAAAAGAGAAUGUAAAUCAAUAAAAUCAAAAUCAUUCUCAGUAUCAAAAUACAUGUUUCUAAUAUUGAUUAAAACAAAAAAUUAUUUUCAUCAAAAGUUAUCAUUGAAAGACUUGCUGAAGAAAGCAAAGGACAGAUAUAUGGCACAAGCUUCAAUAUUACAGUGAAGGUCUGGAAUCCCAGUUUCCAUGCAUUUUAUUAGGAACCUGUGGGUAAGACCUUGGAAAUUGCCACGCAGACUCUUCAGCGACGUGAUCCUCCAAGGUGUUAAGCACACUGUCCCUGAUCCAACCAAGCUCUUCAGCCGACUGUGAUAAUGUUACUCCAUCUGAUUACCCUCAGUAUGAAACUUAUUGACCUGAGAGUGAGCAUUUGUCUACCAUAUUUAUAGACAUAUUUAUUUAGCUCUUAUGUGGAAUAUGCAUAAAACCAUAGAAAGGUUUGCGUUGGAAAGGAACUUCAAGAUCAUCCAGUUUCAACCUCACUUCUUCCCAGCAGACCAGGCUUCCUAAGGCCCCAUCCAACCUGGCCUUGAACACCUCCAGGGAGGGGGCAUCCAUGACUUCUCUGAGCAGCUUAGCUAGAUAGUUAUUCCUUCAUUUUAACAUAUAUUUAAUUGGUUUGUUGAUUUAGGAUCACCAGAAUUGAGAAUAUUCAUCAUCAAGACUGAAAAAGAACAAGGAAAAGACUAAGAGAGGCUUCCAUGUCCCAAGAUGUAAAGUU
Molecule: messenger RNA, 5172 nt
Organism: Cuculus canorus (common cuckoo)
Lineage: Eukaryota; Metazoa; Chordata; Aves; Cuculiformes; Cuculidae
Gene: TBX15
Product: T-box transcription factor 15
Exons: 8
Coding region: 227-2032 (601 amino acids)
Biological process (GO): regulation of transcription by RNA polymerase II; cell fate specification; positive regulation of DNA-templated transcription
Cellular component (GO): nucleus
Molecular function (GO): RNA polymerase II cis-regulatory region sequence-specific DNA binding; DNA-binding transcription factor activity, RNA polymerase II-specific
Source: RefSeq, a predicted model, not a curated record